AUGUACAUUGCUAAACAGGGGCGCAAGUUCAGAAGAGGUAUCUCACACAUUCAUCAUCUCCAUGUUGCGGUCAAAUCGCCACGGUUUCCAAGUCUGACUGAAGCCGAAAUUGCCAAAAUAAACCAUAAUCUUGACCGCGAAAUCAAGAUAUGGACCCUACUGGAACAUCAAUAUGUAUUACGUCUGCAUGGCACCGCAACAGAUUUUGGGCCGUUUCGCUCAUUGGUUUCCUCCUGGAUGCCGAAUGGAACAUUGAACUUCUACCUUAAUCGUGUGCAUGAAACCCUCACGACGACGGGUAGCCUUCACAUUAUUACGGAGGGGCUCAAAUACCUCCACGAUAACAACGUGAUUCACGGUGAUCUUACCAGUAACAAUGUCCUGGUUGCUGCCGAUGGAUCCCCGCGCCUUGCAGACUUCGGUGUUUCGAAUAUCAUGGUAAAGUCCAACCCGGCAUUCUCCUACCACACCGGCGCUGUUCGUUGGGCCGCUCCGGAGCUUAUCGUCCAUCAGGAAGGCCAAACUGUGCAAUGCGCCACUAAAUUCAGUGAUAUAUAUGCUCUUGGGUGUAUCAUGCUUCAGGCCAGUCUCAUAUUUACGUUGUUUACGACACCUGACAGGAAACUUCCCUACUGGUGGAUCAAGUCUGCCCUGCAAGUCGUGGCAUUAAAGUUCAAUUACCAAGAGCCCAUUAUUGACACCAUGCAAAUUCCAGCACAUCACCUUGAUUUCAUGCGGCGGUGCUGGUCAAUCAAGAGUGACAAUCGUCCAUCAGUGGAUGACGUGUUAGACUUUCUCGAGAAAGCUAUCUCCCAUGAAACUUCAUCUACGUAA
Messenger RNA from Suillus paluster, 834 nucleotides. Its product is annotated as kinase-like domain-containing protein. The coding region runs from base 1 to 834 and encodes 277 amino acids. The record is from RefSeq and is a predicted model, not a curated record. NCBI's taxonomy places the organism in Eukaryota, Fungi, Basidiomycota, Agaricomycetes, Boletales, Suillaceae. The transcript has 7 exons. Gene Ontology annotation, biological process: protein phosphorylation. Gene Ontology annotation, molecular function: ATP binding; protein kinase activity.